CCUUCGGAUACCUCCACCCGCUCAUCUUCAGUCGCCACGCACAAGUCCCAUCGGGCCCAUCGUCAGUGUCCUCUCCCAUCUCCGCCCCGAUCUCCACCGAUCCCUCCUCUCCCGCAUCACUGUCCGCCUGGCGCAUCCCUCUCCUCCUCUGUCCAUAUGCCCCGCACUGGUCUUGAGAAGGGUAUCCAGGCCUGGACGCUGAGGCUGCGGGCCCGCAUCGAGGCCCUCUCCCGUCCCCUCAACUCUCCCGCCAGCACAGUUGCCACCAGUCCCAGCACCAUCGACUCGGGCUCGGCUGCUUCUGGCCUUACCUCGCUCCAAGUCCUGGCGACCUUGGUGGACCAGCUCGCUCUCUUCAACCUUGCCCGCCGCCCCGAAGCCAGUGCGUCGCCGCAGCUUGAAACAGUCCCCUCACAGGACGGAACCGAACCGACCGAGCUCGCCAACAGCAACCUGGUUCAGAUCCUGACGGAUAUUUCGCGUCUCGUCUUGGUCGUCGACUUGCCUUCGGAGGUGGCCGAUAUCUGGGAGCUGGUUGCUCCAUGGACUGGGCCCGAUAAAGAGCCCCAGAUUCGCAGGGCCGCUUUGGGCUUUAUCCCAGCCUGCCUGAAAGGCCAGGGCAACCACAUCGAUACGCUGCGCUAUGCCUUCUUCUCGGCCAUCAGCGACUCGCAGGACGACGCAGCGCAACGUUCGCAAUCGCAGUCGCAACCUCAGCCUCAAGUGAUCCCGGACCUGGAUAUCAAGUUCGCCAUUCUCAUCGCCCUCACCAAUGAUGGCCGAGACAUCCGCUACAUCGAAAAGGGUGUGGUCGCCUUGAUCAGCCUGUGGAUUACGAGACUGCUGGCUCUCCGGCCGCUGGCUACGGUCGUCCGUCCAUCAGCAACUUCGGUCGCCGUCGCCGCCGCCGCUGUCGCCGUUUUCACACCGCUUGACGAGCCCAGCCAUGAGCACAACGCUGCCGAGACCAACGGUCCCGCUGGGAUAUCGCCGGCGGAUCCCUCGACGGCACAUCUUCCGGGCCAGGAACUCGUCGCUCUCUUUGCGCUCUUUGCCAACCUCCUCCGAUUCCACCCGGCGCAUUUGCCAGCAGAUCAGAUCCAACAGCUCCUCGAGAUCGUCUAUCGCAUCAGCAUCGAGCCUGUAGACGAACUCGCCGAGCACUGUCUCGCUGUGCUCGACAUUAUGCUGCGGUACGGCUCGCUACGCCUCGACUCGCUCAAUGUGUAUGUCUUUGCCCUCUGCCGGUUUGUGACGGACCACAACCGCUCGGGCACCUGCUGGAAGAUCAUGAAGAAUCUGCUCAUGUCGCAGUUCACCCAACCCGCCAUGAAGAUCCUCUGCGGCAUCAUCCAGGGCAAGAUCAGUCUGCCACACCACACUCGACCCAAUAUUCUGCGCGGCGCCGUGUUCUUCCUCAGCAUCAGCAACUGGGGCCGCAGUCAGAUCCAUAACCUCUCCUAUUCGCCCAUGUAUCUGAUCCAGUGUCUCCGAGAGGCAGCCCGCAGCCGAGUCGACAUUGCCGAUGCCGAGAUCCUGAUUUCCCUGGUCCGUCUUACCCGCAAGGACUCGCACGUCUUCUCGAUGCUGGAGUGGGAUCUGAUUAUGCAGGUCUGGAGCGUCCUUGGUGAAUACUGGACCGACAGAGAGCGGCCCGUGCAGCUGCUGCUCGGCGACCCGGGGCUGGUUCGAGAAGAUCUCGUCCGGGCCCAGCUCCCCACCCUCGAGCUCAUCCUGAAGCUCCACAAUCAACUCACCAUCACCUUGACGGACGUGUAUCUCAACUACCGCGGCGCAUCGUCCGUUGCCUUCUUUGACCGGCUGCUCGACUUGGCCCCGCAUCUCUUCGAUGGCCUUGCAGAGACCCUGAUCCAAGUCAACUCCAAUUGGUCGUGGUAUCCAUCCUUCCCACGGUGGAUCGCGGCAAUGUCGAGUCUGACGGCGGCAUACAUGCCGUUGCACGAACGCCCCGCCAUCCGCACCAAGCUCUUCGAGAUUAUGGAGCAGAGUUGGUACAAUGUCCCGCUUGCCGAACAAGAUUUGUACUUUGAGCAGAUUCUCCGGCCGUUCCUAUCGACGCUGACAAGCGAGUCCGAUUCCACCAUAUAUCAGCGUGCCGUGGCCUUUACCGUGCUGCUCGCCAAGGAAUGCAACGACGCCCAGUUCAACGUCAUUGCUUCGACCCUGAUCCAGUGCUCGCUCAACAGCUGCUCGACCCAGAUAUACAGCUGGGGCGGAGAGAACGACUUUGACGUGGCUAAUCCCGAGCAGCUCGUGUCGGUGCCCGGCUUGCUUGCAGAAGACGCCUCGGCGAGGGCAGCCGCUGCCCUUGUGGGACUCUUUGGACAGUGCCUGCAGAGUAUGAACGGUCCGAGAUGUAUCACGCUCUACUGCCAUAUCGGCAGGAUUGCCGCCUUGCAAUCGGCCCCCACGUCGGUCCGCCUGGUGUGCUGGACGUUUCUGACUCGCCUCCGUGCCGAUGUCGAGUACUGGCUGAUCUGCCCUGUUCAGCAAGAUUCUGAUGCCGGGACGCCCCAGGCCGAACAGGCCAAGGCCGAGGAUGCCCUCGAAACCUUCAUCGUCAGCCGACAUGUGGUCUGCAACACCACCACGUCGGCCCCUCGCCCGUCGCGGCCCAGCGCUCGCCCAAACGCAUCCGAGGCUGUUCUGCUUCCGGUGGACAAGUACUGCAACCUCAUUGCCAAGCUACUGCGAGAAGAGAGGGACUGGCCGGUCCUGUGGCACAUCCUGACCUACUUCUCGCCGCAGCUCCGCAACGUUUACUUUUUUCAAGGCGUCUCUCCGAUCAUUCAGUCGGUGCAGGACGUCAUUCACGACCUGAUCACCGGCGAGAAGGCCGGCGCUGCCGUUUCCAACCUUCCCAGCAACGUCCGCAAGACCGAUAUCUACCUAUCCCUCUGCAAAAUCUUGACGGUGCUGCUCUCGUACCAGCACCACGUCCCGGGUCCUAAGCAGGACGAGCUGAUCUCGACGUUCAUCUCGGGGAUGCAAAAGUGGCCGGCAAUCUCCAAGUUCUGCGUGCACGCCUUGACCUUGGCUUUGAUGGAGAUCCCCGAGCGGAUGGCCAAGCACACCCAAGCCAUCACGACCGUGCUCGCGCAAAAGACUACCUUUGCCAUGGGCACACCCAGUCUUGAGUUCCUGUCGACGCUCGCACGUCUGCCCAACAUCUGGAAGAACCUGACUCAGCUGGAUUUCCGUGCCAUCUUUGGCAUCGCCAUCCAGUACAUCCAGAUCGCGCAGGAUCACCUCCAGGAUACCGAGAAGCAGCUCGGGGAGUACAUACUUCAUCUCGCCUAUCACGUUGUCUCGCGCUGGUUUGUCAACAUCAAGCUGCCAGACAGGAAAAAGUACAUCGAGUUCAUCAUCAGCCUGCUUCUGGUGUCGGCGGGCGACCGCAAGUUCGGCGAGAGCGCCGAGUUGGUGCUGGACAUGAUGAUCCAGAACUCCUUUGUCGACUGCUGGCCCAAGCCUCCGCCCGAGGUGAUCGAGGAAUCGAAUCUCAGAAAAAAGGUUGAUCGGGGCUGGAUCCAAGGCAACUGCAUCAUCACCGCCCGGAUCCUGACCAAGCCGCGCUGGAUGGAGAUCAGCAUUCGCCGCCCCUCGGCGAUGGUGAGCAUGUGGGUCCGCCUCGAGAACCGCUUCAAGACGUCGGACUCGGCAUCAGUGUAUCUGCCUGCUCCGCUGUCGUCGCACUGGCUAUCGGAGAAGGACAUUUCGGCCAUGGCUUCGGCCGAAGAAGGCACUGAGGCGUCGCCCGUGGGCGGCCAGUUACCAGACGGUGCGUCGCCCGCGCCACAGAUGUCGGCUCUUCGGAAGGAGCAGAUCCAGGCACUCGACCCGAGCUUCAUCGUUUCCCAGCUGCUGUUCUUCCCUACAUUGCAGCCAGCCGAGCGGCCCGUGCUCCUCCCGGACGACGACGCCACCACUCGGACCAUCUCUGUCCUCGACAGGUGUCCUGUUGUGGAUCUGCACAAGAUUGGCGUGGUCUACUGCGGGCCCGGCCAAGACACCGAGCAGGCGAUCCUCUUGAACAGCUACGGAUCGCGUACGUAUAGCAUGUUCAUCCAGUCGCUCGGCAGCACCAUCACGCUGAAGGGCUGCCGCGAUGUGUAUACGGGCGGCCUCGACACAACAAGCGACGUCGAUGGCAAGUACGCCAUCAUUUGGCAGGACGACUUUACGCAGAUCGUCUAUCACAUCGCGACGCUCAUGCCCAAUCCGCCGGAGGACGCCAACGGAAUCUUCAAGAAGAGGCACAUCGGCAACGACUUUGUGCUCGUCGUCUUCAACGAGUCUGGCCUGGACUACAAGUUCGACACCAUCCCGGGCCAAUUCAACUAUGUCAACAUUGUCGUUACGCCCGUCGGAGCCAAGAACUCGGCCACGGCCGCGGUGUCGAUCCCGUCCGAGAGCUACGCCAACCGCCACUUCCAGGUUGCAGUCCAGAUGAAAGACUCGAUGGAAAAGUACGAAGUGGGCUCGAUGCUGGACGCCAAGGUGGUCUCGGGAGAUGCCCUGGGCAGCUUUGUGCGCCAGAUCGCCAUGCACGUCAACCUGUUUGCCCAGAUCCACAUGCAGUCCGAGCGCCGCACCGAGUACUGCAGCAACAUGAGGGAACGGCUUCGUCAGAUCAAGCGCUUCCGCGACCGCCUCCCCGCGUCGACUGUGUCGGCAGACCCAGAAAAGCUUCUGGACUUUUCGCGUUUCACAUGAGCGGCUGCCGUAUCGAUCUGGCCCACGGUGGUCGCCUGGUCCAGACCGGUUUUGGCCUGCGGCACCGCUGCUCCUGGCAGCCCACGAGCGGACACUACGGUCAAUCUCUCG
Messenger RNA from Polychytrium aggregatum, 4848 nucleotides. RefSeq lists its product as uncharacterized. Gene Ontology annotation, cellular component: nucleus; cytoplasm; TSC1-TSC2 complex. The record is from RefSeq and is a predicted model, not a curated record. Gene Ontology annotation, molecular function: GTPase activator activity. The coding region runs from base 157 to 4737 and encodes 1526 amino acids. Gene Ontology annotation, biological process: negative regulation of TOR signaling; positive regulation of GTPase activity; regulation of small GTPase mediated signal transduction. Lineage: Eukaryota; Fungi; Chytridiomycota; Chytridiomycetes; Polychytriales. The transcript has 2 exons.